This is a messenger RNA of Silurus meridionalis, 880 nucleotides long. RefSeq names its product MAM domain-containing glycosylphosphatidylinositol anchor protein 2-like. Bases 162 to 812 code for a protein of 216 amino acids. The transcript is spliced from 6 exons. Lineage: Eukaryota; Metazoa; Chordata; Actinopteri; Siluriformes; Siluridae. The record is from RefSeq and is a predicted model, not a curated record. Gene Ontology annotation, molecular function: transmembrane signaling receptor activity. Gene Ontology annotation, biological process: cell surface receptor signaling pathway.
UGACUGUACUAAAACAGAAGAGAAACGGGAACCAGUGUGGAUAAGGUCAGGAUCAUAGUGCUUUGCUAUUUAUCUUUCACUUUCAACUGCAGGAUGCUACGAGUCUGCUCACACUGCCAAACCGAAGCAUGACCCAAAACUUCACUCAUUAGAGGGUCAGGAUGGAACUCCCUGUGAUGCUCUUGUUGGUUGUAUGUAUACCAGUGGCUCAUGUUCAAGGGCGUCCUAAAGCCGUGUUGUCCAUAAUUCCUGAUUCACAUGUACUAAUUGGAGAGCGUGUUGUUCUUAAAUGUGAAGUUCAGGGAAGAAGAGGUGCUCAGUGGAUAUACAGCUGGUAUAAAAAUAAUAACAGACUCUCAGAGGAAGAGGAUGGUGACUACACAUUCAGACCAAUAAUGGGGUUAUUAAUAAUCCAGUUUGUUAGUGAGUCUGACAGUGGUGACUACACCUGCAGAGGACAAAGACGUGACUCUUGGAGAUCAAAGAUCAGUGAUGCUGUUACACUGACGGUAUUAGCAAUUACCAAACCAACUGUAAGAGUGAAUCCUCAACGCUCUGUCUACACUGAAGACACCAUCACUCUGAGCUGUGAUCUGCAACAGUCGACUGAAUGGGGGAUUUUUUGGUACAAAGAUUAUCAGGACUUACAGCUUCACAACGGUGAAAAUGCAAACACAUUUAACGUGACGGUUGCGAAUGAAGGAGAAACAGUGUACCAGUGUCGCGCACACAGGAAAAACUACAUAUACUACACAGAGCAUAGUGAUCCUGUUGAGAUUAUAGUGAGAGACCCAAACCGGUGGCAUCUAUAAUUCCUGAUAAACAGGUGUUCAGUGGAGACACUGUCACUCUGAGAUGUGAGAUACAGGAUGAAAGUGUA